AUGUUGUCGCUUCCCUGCAAACCCACCAAAGGCAAACCUUCCCUUCCCCGUUUGGCUGGGCUUCUGUUUGUCACUCUGUGUCUCCGCUCCGUUCAUGGGGCUGCUCUCAGAGAGCAUCGACUGCGAGAGAGUGAAUCAGACCCGUCCCUGUCACCUGAUUCUGACAUGAUCAAAGCCUUGGAGUACAUUGAGAGCCUCCGCCAGAGGACGAACGCACAGGAGAAGCCUCUUCUUUCCAUGGGGAAUGAUGGGCAUGACUUGGAUGAUGUUCAGAAGAUAGGCACCGUGCUGAGAACGGCUCCCGACCCGACUCGUGCCAGAAAUGAUGAAGAGGAAGACGACGUGGAUGAGGAGAGGAGUGAUGAUAAGAGCGGGGAGCUGCUGCAGGCCGUGCUCAGCACUCUCCAACAGACUGAAAAGGCCUCCAAACCUGCUUUGCUUCGUCCUUCCUCUGUUGGAGGAGGUGAUGUGAGGAAUGGCAUGUACCCAAGGGUGCAGAAGCAACAGGGCAUCAUGCCCCACAAGAAGAUGCCCUUAAUGUUUGAAGACGAUGAAGAAGGUGAGGGUGAAGAAGAGGAGGAUGAGGAUGACCACGAAAGCCCUUUUAAACGCACCAAUGAGAAUGUGGAGGAGAAGUACACGCCUCAAAACCUAGCGACUCUGCAGUCGGUCUUUGACGAACUGGACAAAUUCACCAAUGAGAAGACCUCGCACAAACGACAGGAUGAAGAGGAUGCGGACGAAGAGGAGGAGGAAGAAGGGGAAGAUUUGUUCAAUCUAAGAAAUUUGGAGUACGAUGACGACGAUGACGAGGACCUCGCUGACUGGGGUCCAAUAGAAGAGCAAGGGGAGGAUGAGGAGGAAGGGGAAGAUGACAAAGAAGAGUUGGAUAGGAGCCUUGACUACGUUGAUGAUGAGGAGGAGCAGGAUGAGGAAGAGAAUGAAAGGUAUCCGGUUCGGAGGUCGACUGAUCCAGACCAGGUCGACUACUACCUUCUUAAAGUGCUGGAGAAAACAGAGGAAGAGGAGCAGAAGCGAGCAAUUGAAGAAGAGGAGAAGAAAAGGGCUGAGAGACGAGUAACUUGGUACCGAAAUAACAUUGACCCGCGAGUUAUUCGUCAGCUCCUUCAGAUCUCCCAGAAAUACCAGAUCCCACCUGUAGAUCUCCUGGGCAUGCUCAAAACCGGAGAAACGAUAAGUCAAGGAAAGAAACAACAGAGCAACAACAAAAACAAUAUCUGGAAGACGUCCGCAAAGAAGAUCUACAAGAUUCCUCAAGCCAAAUUCUACAGUAGACCCCCAGCUGCCAGAAAGGGCAGCCCCAAAAACCUGCAGACAGAAGCAAUCCGUAACAUUCUGGGACUGAACCGAGAUCAAACUCCCGUCAGAAAGCCGUACAGGAGCUCGGCGUCACGAAUUCACACUUUGACAGCGAGGCCCACGGGGGAUGCCGCUCCCACGCAGCGACGUCUCCCUCCCAGCAAGACGAUGGACUACGACGACACGGCAGACGGCGAGCUGGCGGCGUAUCUGGCGGCUCAGAUGCUACCUCGCUAUCCCGGCCUCGCUUACCGCUAUGGCAAGGCUGGCCAAAAGCGGGACGAGGUAGGGCAGAGCACAGCGGGGUCAUUUGAACAGGCCAUGCAGGAUUAUUUGGAUCAAAUGGACUCGGAUAAAGAGGCGGAUAUAAAGAGACAGUCAGAAGAUGAUGAGAGAGGCGACAACACGCAAGAAUUUGAUAACAAGGCUCUGAUGAAACUGAUGAGUUACCUCAACCCAGAAAGUGAGGACAAUGAGAAAGUGCUCAAUGGCAUAUAA
Molecule: messenger RNA, 1818 nt
Organism: Nerophis lumbriciformis (worm pipefish)
Lineage: Eukaryota; Metazoa; Chordata; Actinopteri; Syngnathiformes; Syngnathidae
Source: RefSeq, a predicted model, not a curated record